GAAGUAGACAAACAGAGGACUGCGCAUCGAUCGGUGGUGUCGCGCAUCUCAAUGCUCUGUGCAACUCGCAUUCAAGAGGCUGUUUGGACAGCGUCUCAAGUGUUCGUGCAAAUGCCUUCAUCGGUCCAUCGGGAUGACGGCAUAUGCCGUGCCCUCUCCUGCUUCCUCAGCCUCUUGUGUGCACACACACAGGACAGAAUUGGCGAUGGAAUGAAUGCGAUGACGAGUUUCACACCUUAUUCCGCUUUGUUGGAUGGCAUUGGUGGCGGUGGCGACAGCAGGAGCGCCUUUAGGGCAAUGUUGCUGGAUAGCGGUUGGGGAAGCGUAUUGCAUAAACAUCGCAACGACCGCACUAAAAUGACGGUCCUCCUCCUCUUCCUCCUCCUCCUCCUCCUCAUCAUCAUCAUCACCUCACCACGGACUGUGCUUGAGGCCAGAGAUGCACCAACUAGUCCGCUGUUGUGCACCACGUGGCAGCACGAAGGCGACAAGCAGUGGUCUUCAAAAAACCUGAAUUUCACAUCCUCACCCACUUCCGUACAACCUGAAGACCGUUGUCGGACUGCGGAAGGUUGCGUAAUGCGAGAAGGUUUUUGUGGAUUUGUAGUGGAACAUUUGGUGUCUGGGAAUAGAGCAAAGUGUUUUGCAUCACCUUUGAAACAGCGACGUCUACAGUUUGACGAUGCAGGUAUUGUAUUCUUUAACUGGGCGGACGCGGUGGAUCCACGAGUGUGUCAUGAUACGGUAACACCAACGUCAACUGUGCCUCCGCCUAGCAACCUAGUCCGUCGCCACGGCACCGUGGCAACACCAACUCUGGAAUUGGAGAAGCCGGCGAUUCCGGAGGGUAACACACGUUCUGCUGCUGCUACACCGGUUCCACCGACACCGCUUGCUCCUCCCUACUCCACUGGUUCACUUUCCUCUACCUCCAUCUCUACCUCCGCUUCACCUGCUCUUCCACUUUCUACCUACUCUGAGAUUUGGCGAGUUAUUGCUGCCAUUCUCGAUCCUGAGUGCGGCUUAACCUUCAUAACAGGCACGCCGCUUCUCCCAAAACACACAUUCUGUGCCUACGACCUCACGAGUUGGCUCUCACGAAAUCUCGUUGAUGUAUCUUCAACGGGUGCGGCGGUGAAAUAUGCACAGAGCCUUCUGAAUGGCGGCUAUAUUUGUCAUGCCUCUGGAAAUCGAGCUCACAAGUUCCUCAACGGCUUCUUCCUCUACACCAUUCUUGCAGAAGCCACCAGUUCGUCGAGUACUCAGGAGACCAGUGAUCUUCUAAGUGGUCGGAAAUCGGCAGGUGACGCAGAGGCAGUUAAAUCUUCGGACAUUCGGAAGAUUUCCUUCCCUACCAACUAUUUGCCACCCUCUAGCACCUCCCCACUUGGCAGCUUCUCUACAGACUUCCAGAAGGAAUGGGUUGAAGUUCUCGUGGUGCAAGAGGCACCCGCUGCCACCCAUCCAGUCACUUCGCGUCCUCGCCUCACUUCCACUUUCUAUUCCUCGCCUCCGUCUCAGGAUGAACAAGACUCUCAGUUGGUAAAUGGGCUCUUGAGCACUGCAGGCUUGGGCCGUGUGUUUGGUGUGGAAAACACUUCUGGUAUUCAUGUGGGAUCGGAGGGUGUACUAAGAAAACGAGUAACGAGGGACCUCCGGGAUACAUCUAUCACUACUGCCACCGCAGCAGCCUUGAAGCGCCAUCCAGAAUGGUACUGCCUCCUCUACGAUCUCAACUACCAUCCCACGUGUGCCUUUGCGCUGGAGAUCCAGUGGCUUGUUGCUUCAGCAAGUCGCCUCAAUGAAAUGGUUUGUCGUUGUUCUUUACUGCAUUGGUUUCUCCUUUGA
Messenger RNA from Hydatigera taeniaeformis, 1848 nucleotides. The record is from the annotation of a GenBank genome assembly. NCBI's taxonomy places the organism in Eukaryota, Metazoa, Platyhelminthes, Cestoda, Cyclophyllidea, Taeniidae.